This is a messenger RNA of Cantharellus anzutake, 5653 nucleotides long. RefSeq names its product AAA domain-containing protein. Gene Ontology annotation, molecular function: helicase activity; ATP hydrolysis activity; transcription termination site sequence-specific DNA binding. The annotation marks the transcript as partial. Gene Ontology annotation, cellular component: nuclear body. The transcript is spliced from 23 exons. Gene Ontology annotation, biological process: termination of RNA polymerase II transcription. The record is from RefSeq and is a predicted model, not a curated record. NCBI's taxonomy places the organism in Eukaryota, Fungi, Basidiomycota, Agaricomycetes, Cantharellales, Hydnaceae.
CUUGAGCUAGAUGAGCUGAUGCGCGAGAGCUACAACUCCGAUCUGUUUCAUUGGUACUGUGAUCAAGCUGCUCCAGUUGUGAAAGAGUCUGCCAUCUUCCUCAUUCGCCUUCACGCAUACAAUGGUCCGCAUUUCGUGCUGCGACUGCUCCUAUGCAUACAAUGUGCAAAACCCUUGUGCCGGACUUCAUAUCUCUCCGAUUAUGCGCCCGCAACGUUAGACAAGUUCUUCGAAGCUAUAGACAAAUGGGAAUUACACGAUGUCAUGGAGAUCUGCAUACAACGUCGAUUUUCUAACGCAUCGGGCCUACAGCCAACUCAACCUCCUUGUGCCUUUCCUCUGCUGGCUCUUGACAGUCGACCUCAUAUACGUGAAUGGUUUGAAACCAGUAGAUCCCAUUUUCCAUAUUUCACGAAGUUCGACGGUCCCGUAUCGAUAAUAUUUGGUGAGGUGCUGGUUACCUUAUCCGGAAACGCAGGUCCGACCGGGGAGCCCAAACCUACUUCUUUGCUUGAAACGUCUACAAGAGGCGCGUCACUGUGGGAUCUUCUACCAAACGCGUUCCAACUCUUUUUUAAUUCACGACGUAAACAAUUUCCGCGUCUCCUGCUGAGCCAUCUUUCCGAUAGAACUAAUUUCCAGGGUGUAUUGAGGUGUUUUUUGCAAGUUAUUGCAAUCUUACGCGAAUCUCUGUGGUUUGAGGACGCGCCAGAGUUGCCGGGGGUUGCCUUUUCGAGCUCAUUCGCAAAAAUAUUUAUCUACCUUGGGGAGGAACUUCAGCAUGCUAUAUACAGCGACCGUGUCCAUGUGUAUGCGUUCGAGACAUUGUUUCAGGUCAAAGAAUCGAAUGCAGUACAGCAGCUCACAAUGUUGCGACUAUGCGAAACUCAUUCGGCUGUGAUAACGGCAGUAGCCUUAGGUUCACAGUACCAGUCACCCGCAUGGAACAAUCCUCGGCAGACAGCUCAGACAGUCCUCAAACGUUUGUUGAUGAGGGAUGCAGAGGCUGCCUUACAAUGUCUAAGCGAGCUUUGUCGUGCGCGGAGGGAUCUUUCCAGGAUCUUCAUAUCACGCUCGGCUGCUCCCUCAGUGUCGUCGGUUGAAGCAUGUUCACCUCUACCUCAGGGUGUAAUGAUUCACACACAACUUUGGGAAAGCGUGUAUGGUCGACUUCACCCGAAUCAUGCGGACGGCAUUGCUCUGGUGCUUUCAGCAGUGACUCGCGUCGCGCACGUUGAUCGUCUUCGGAUAGGCCCGGAUGAAGCGUUCUCGUCCAGCUUUCUCAAAACAGACCAGGCGCUUCGAAGUCGCUUUGUGCGAUGUACCCAUAACGUUUGGGGUGCACUGGGGACUAUUCGAGACUCGUUUGGCCCCUCCCUCGAGUCCUUUGCCGAGUUAGCCGGAGUCGACUCGUUGGUGAAAUUCCUGUCGAAAGAAGGAGUCACGGAGGAUGCCAUUCAGCUUAUGCUGCGCUCGGGCCUGAACGCUUAUGAUGCGGUGGAACGUUCUGCAUGCUAUAAGGCUUUCCUGGAAAACCAUCCUACGGCUUCAUUCAAAGGACUCAUAUCUUAUCUUACAACAUUCAACCACUAUGCUUCCGCGAUGCCUGAGGCUUGUGGAACAUCAAAGUAUGUUGUCCGCAGUAUGACAGACAUUUUAUCGUGUCUUGGAGAUGCAGCGUCGGGACUCUUGCUCGAUGAUGAUUACGGGGACUCGGAAAAUCUACCGCUCUUUGCAUAUGUUCCCAAGCUUUGGAGACGCAUGACGGAUGGUCUUUCGAUUAUUUUCCGUUUAGUGAAGUCGUGGUCGAUUUUUUAUCCCUAUGAAGAGAUGGUGGUCUGGAUGCGUGAUGCACUGAUCUUUGGACGAGAUAUGAUUGCCGUCGUCGAGGUCUUGCAAACCGCCACAAAUCGUGCAGGUGCCCGGCUGGCGUCCUCAUCAGAUGCAGAGACCCCCAACCUCAUAGCGGAUCUUUGCGUGAUCCUGUUAGAACUCAUUGAGUGGUUGAAAUUAACCGAUGAAGAGACUCUGCACCAGUCCCACCAACUAUUGAAGUCUCUGUUCGCCUUCUUUGCGUUGUCAAAGACAAAUCCUCCCCGUUCUGCUGUCACAUUAUUGGAGCGAUACGCGAUGCGGGCCAAGGGUACUAAGACGCAGCUGGAUGACAGCAAAUUGGCCGAGCUUAUGGCUGUCAUGGAACCGUUCUUAGACCAGGAUGUAACCAUUAUUCAGCCUCCGAAGCUAAGAUCUACUCCAAAGACGCCUGCGUCAACGAGUAAUGAUGAUGAUGAUAUCGAAUACUUGGGGACUUCAAGCGGUCCCGCGGAACGCAAGGAGUCUCAAAGAGUCGUUCCAGAAAGUCUGCGUACCGAAUCGACGUCUCGGGACGAUUCUCGAUCCAGGUUGCGAAUGUCUGCUGUCGGGCCAAGGUGUUAUGUCCAACUUCGUCACAAAACUUGCUGCGCCGAAAACUUCCAAAAUCUCAAAAGGAGACCGUCCUACAAACCGAUUGAAUAUCCAAGCAAUGGCAUCCUGGCGGGUCCCUCCAUCACUCCGUCCGUUCCAUCGAAGAUCGAAUCGAAGUUGAGAGCACCUGCACCGGAAGUUGUUUCCUCGUCUUCGGAGGCCACAUCGAGUGAAGAUGAGAACGACGAAUUGCGCACAAAGAUUCCCUCCCCUAAAAUAGCGAAGGUUGAGCGCCGUCAGAUAAAAGUGGUCAAUCAAUCGAUUCGGCAAACAGUUGACCAAGAGGCGUUAAGGAAGGAGGAGGCUCGUAGAACUGAGUUGAGGCUAAAGCCCGACUUGAGUGCUUUCUACCGCCAUGUGCUCGAAUGGGACUAUGACUCUGCAGGCUCCGAGCCUCCUGAUGUCCAACCACAAUUUUCCAAGAUUCCCGAUUCUUUCCCUCCUGGAAAUGCUAUGGAGGUAUAUUCAAAGGUCUUCGAACCGCUUAUCCUUCUCGAAACGUGGAGUCAACUCAUCAAGACGAAGGAAGAAAUCCCGACAACCUUCGAGGCUGAAGUCACCGCACGAGGUCGCACAGACAAAUGGCUUGACCUCGAAGUCUCUAUCUCAGAAGCCAUUUCCCCUGGAUGGUAUGUCACCGAGAACGAUAUUGUUCUUCUGCGGGAAGCGGAUGGACCAAAGAGUAUUUUAUGCAAAGUGAAGAAAUCAAAGUUAGCACGUGAAAGCUUGAGUAUAGGCUUGCGGUGCAGCCCUUUCACAAACGCUCUUGCGUCGGUUGACUCUUUGCUUAUGAUUCGGUCCAGAUGGAAAUUGACUCGUUUGAUGAGCUUAAGUACCGUGUACCGGGAAUACGCAGCGCUCCGAGGGUUACAAUAUUAUGACCUCUUUGAAGAUAUAGUUCAUCCAAAGAGAGGAGUCCUUCCUAAGGCUUCGCCCGAACGCGUUAAGGAAUGCAUGUCGAGGCAUCAAGUCAAUGAGCCUCAGGCGAACGCAAUUGUAGGGCCUCCUGGGACGGGGAAGACGUCCACCAUUGUGGCUUUGGCAUAUACGUUCUUGUUGAACCGACGGAGGCCUGCCACCGCAAUUUUUGUAGGUCGCGAGUCUCGCUCCGAGGAUAAGGAGCCGCCCAAGAAGCUACUGAUUUGUGCACCGAGCAACGCCGCUAUCGAUGAAGUUGCGCAACGCUUGAAACAAGGUUUCCGCAAAUCUGAUGGGAGUCUCUACAUCCCCAAGAUCGUUAGAAUUGGCGCAGAGGAGAAAAUGAACCCUUCGAUCAAGGACAUUUCCUUAAAUGUCCUGGUGGCCGCGAAAAUGGGGGCAGAGCCGACGACAACGGAUCUCACCGCUCUACGGGGAAGUUUGAAAGAGAUUGGUAACAAAAUCCGAGUAAAAUUGGAGGAAUUGGAAUCUCUCAAGGACAAUCCAUCCAGAACUUCUGAUCUGCAGCGUGAACUACACGAGCUCAAGAGUGAACGAACGAAAUUGGGGCGGAAUUUAGAUGCUGCGAAGGACGCCAAUACGAACAUUAGCCGUGCUCGGAUAGCACAGAUUUUACACGAGGCUGAUGUGAUUUGUUCCACGCUUUCAAGUAGUGGCCAUGCCUCCUUGGCCCCGUAUUUAUUCGAGACCGUCAUUAUUGAUGAAGCGGCACAGUCAAUAGAGUUAAGCUCAUUGAUCCCUCUCAAGUACCGGUGCACUCAAUGUAUACUCGUUGGAGAUCCGAUGCAGUUACCGCCCACAGUCCUUUCGCCUCUAGCAGCAAGGCACAUGUACAAUCAGAGCCUGUUUGUCCGUCUUAACAGACAUAAGCCUGCUUACCUCCUUAGCAUUCAAUACAGAAUGCAUCCUGAAAUCAGCGUGUUGCCCCGUAAUCUAUUUUAUGAAGGGAGACUGAAAGAUGGACCUGACAUGGCCGCAAAGCGUUUGACGCCAUGGCAUUCCGAUUCAUUAUUUAGACCAUACCAGUUUUUCGACGUGGCAGAUGGAAGAGAAGAAAUGGCUAAGGGCCAUUCUCUGCUUAACAGGACUGAAGUCAAGUUUGCUGUCAGCCUCUACGAACGCCUCCGCAACGUGUUCUCAUCGAGGGUAGACCUUGAUCAACGCGUUGGUAUUAUUGCGAUGUAUGAUGCUCAGAAGAACGAACUCCAACGGCAAUUUUCAGCCAAGUUCUCCCGGAGCAUUCUGAGCAGCAUUGAUUUUGGCACAGUCGAUGGCUUCCAGGGGCAAGAGAAAGACAUCAUCAUCGUGUCUUGCGUUCGAGCCGGACCCAAUGUUCAGAGGAUUGGACACUUGGUUGAUAUUCGGCGGAUGAAUGUCGCCAUGACCCGUGCUAGAUGUUCAUUGUUCAUCCUUGGACAUGCCGCAACGUUAGAGCGUUCGAAUGAUAUGUGGGCCAAGAUAGUCCAAGAUGCUCGAGAACGAAGCUGCUUUACGAACUCGGCACAGAUUGGCGGUGUAACGAGGAAUUUGCAGGCCUCAUGGAGGCCUCAGCCGAAAGUGGCCAAAGCGAGAAUCAGUCCCAAGAAGAUAGCUACAAUACAGACAUUGCCAUUGAGGCGACCUAGUGACAUGAGCCAGCCCAAUGCUGCAUCUGAGGCUUCGCCACAAAACGUCCCAGCUUCUCAGAGCGAAAGUUCAACGGUGUCAAGUAUUCCCUCCAAGCGCCAGGCACCCGACGACGCGCAGGAAUCUCGAAACCUGACCCUGAGUGCACCCAACCCCCAAUCAAUGGGGCAAUCAAACGGGAAGCGACAGAAACCUGGUCCUAGCUUGUUCAUUCCAAAAAAGAACCAAAGGAAAUAAACAGUAAAUAAAUACUAUUCCUUUAUGACCCACAGCUGGUCAUGCAUCACACCACCACGUUCCUUGAACAGUACCCAACACUCCCCAAGUCCAACCCUAUAAUGUUGUUCAUGCAGUCCGCUCAUAAUGACAUCUUGUAUCGCAAGUUUUAUAUUUUCAUGGGUGGGAGUUUGAAUUUGCCGCCAUAACUGGGGAUCACAACGUCCCCGUCCCUGCUUUCAAAGUUGCAGGAACCUCCUUGGGUUUUGAGAAGGUGCACAAAGAGCGUCCCAGCGUUGCUAGCCAUGCGGGAUUUACGACCGUCAGGGAUUUCAUCCACACACGUUUUGUCCGAACAAUAUCUUGGUAGACCACGUAUUCAGGUGGGGGCCCACCGAAAAGGAUG